AUGUCCAUCGAUUACACCUCAAAGACAGUUCUAAUCACCGGCGGCGCGUCGGGCCUCGGCCUUUCCCUGACGACCCAUUUCCUCGCCGCCAACGCCACUGUUCUCGCCCUUGACAUCUCCGCCGACGCCCUCGCCGAGCUCCCUUCCAAGGUCCCCGACGCCCACCACACCCGUCUGCACCCGGUCCACGCCGACGUCUCCUCCCCGGAGUCCGUCGCCGCCGCCAUAUUGUCCUGGGUCGACGGCGGGGCGGGUGACGACGCGGGCCAGAAGAGACGACUCGACGUCCUCGUCAACAAUGCCGGCAUCUCGGACAAGAUGGAACCCGUCGCCGACUGCGACCUCGACGUCUGGAACCGCCAGAUCCUCAUCAAUACCACGGGGCCCUUCAUCACCUCCCAAGUCGCUAUUCGCCAGUUCCUCAAGCAGGAGCCUGUCAACGGCCAGAGGGGCGUCAUCUUGAACGUCAUUAGUGCCGGCGGCCUCCACGGCGGGAGAGCGGGCGUGGCUUACACGGUCUCCAAACACGGCACCGUUGGCCUGACCAAGAGCACGGCGGCCUUUUACGGCCCUCGGGGUAUCCGCUGCCUGGCCAUUUUACCCGGUCCAAUGAUGACCAACAUGGUGAACGAGGGCCACGCUGCCCGGUAUCAUCCAGAGGGUUUAGCCAUGGUUCUUGGCGACCCGGCACGAAAAGGCUGGAAUUUUGGAUGGUCACCUUUGGAUCAGGUCUCAAAGACUGUGUUAUGCUUGUGUGCUGAUGGUAUUCACACUAUCAAUGGCGCACUAGUACCGACAGACAUGGGAUGGACCUCUAUCUGA
Colletotrichum higginsianum IMI 349063 is the source of this 822-nucleotide messenger RNA. RefSeq names its product Bacilysin biosynthesis oxidoreductase bacC. The record is from RefSeq and is a predicted model, not a curated record. Bases 1 to 822 code for a protein of 273 amino acids. Gene Ontology annotation, molecular function: oxidoreductase activity, acting on the CH-OH group of donors, NAD or NADP as acceptor. The transcript is spliced from 3 exons. Lineage: Eukaryota; Fungi; Ascomycota; Sordariomycetes; Glomerellales; Glomerellaceae.